AUGACAGUGGCUGUGCGAUUCCGUCGCCACUUACGGAGGCUCCUGCUCCUGCUGGCCUCCUGCUGUCUCCUCUCCCUCCUCCUCUCUGCUUACUUCCUGUUUACGAACUCCUCACCCUCCAUGCAACUUGGACAAUCACCUGAGCCUGCCUGCUCCCAGCCGCUCUCCAUGUCCCCAUACCGUCAACUCCCAUACCCGUACCCCCCUAACCCACCUCACACACAUGUCCACACUGACCCCAUAGUGCUAGUGCUUGUGGAGUCCCAGUAUUCCCAGCUAGGUCAGGACAUUGUGGCUAUAUUGGAGUCAGCACACUUCCAGUUCCGCAUGGAGAUUGCCUCAGGGAAGGGCGACCUUCCGCCACUGACAGAAAAGGGCCGGGGACGAUAUUCACUCAUCAUUUAUGAGAAUCUGCUAAAGUAUGUACAUGCAGACACGUGGAACAGACAGCUGUUGCAUCAAUAUUGUACUGAGUACAGAGUGGGUAUCAUAGGUUUUUACCGCUCCACCGAGAACUCCCCACCUCUCCUCAAACUCCGAGGCCUCCCGCUGGUGCUUAGAACUAACCAGGUGCUGUGGGACUGCUGUGUGGUAUCUAGCUCUCCUCUCCUCCAACUAACCAAGCCUGGCACGGAUCGAGGGGCUUUACCUGGGGAAGACUGGACCUCCUUCUCCUCCAAUCACUCCACGUAUCAGGCUGUGCUGCAUGCGCGGGCCAAGGAGGGAUCAGGGGCAGGUAGUGGUGAUAAUCCAGGGCCUGGCUUCAGUCUAGGCCUGCAAGCCACUGUUGUACAGGACAUGGGACUCUAUGAUGGGGUGAGAAGGGUGCUUUUUGGCCAGGGACUGGGCUACUGGCUCCACAGACUCAUCCUGGUGGACGCCAUCUCCUACCUCACAGACAGGAAGCUUACUUUGGGCUUGGACCGGCACAUUCUGGUGGAUAUAGAUGACAUUUUCGUGGGGAAGGAAGGGACGCGAAUGAACGCCAAGGAUGUGAAGGCUCUCCUUGAUACUCAAAAGCAGUUGCGCUCUCAGAUCUCCAACUUUACCUUCAACCUGGGCUUCUCUGGAAAGUUCUACCACACAGGCACAGUGGAGGAAGACAAGGGAGACGAUUUACUGUUGAAGUAUGUGGAUGAGUUCUGGUGGUUCCCCCACAUGUGGAGUCACAUGCAGCCUCACCUAUUCCACAACGAGUCCUCACUGCUGGAGCAGAUGGUCCUCAACAAGGAGUUCGCUCUGGAACACAACAUUCCAGUUGACAUGGGUUACGCUGUGGCCCCUCAUCACUCAGGGGUCUACCCAGUACACCUGCAGCUUUAUGAGGCUUGGAGACGUGUGUGGAACAUCCGGGUCACCAGCACAGAAGAGUACCCCCAUCUCAAACCCGCUCGCUACCGCAAGGGCUUCAUCCACAGCAACAUCAUGGUGCUGCCUCGUCAGACGUGUGGCUUGUUUACUCACACUAUCUACUAUAAAGAAUACCCUGGUGGACCUAAAGAACUGGACAAAAGCAUCCGUGGAGGAGAGCUGUUUCUCACUGUGCUACUCAACCCAAUCAGUAUAUUCAUGACCCACCUGUCUAACUAUGGCAACGAUCGCCUGGGCCUUUAUACAUUUGUCCAUCUGGCCUCCUUUCUUCGCUCCUGGACAAACCUGAAACUCCAUACACUCCCACCUCUUCAGCUUGCGCACAAGUACUUCCAGCUAUUUCCCGAGCAAAAGAACCCACUCUGGCAGAACCCAUGUGAUGACAAACGGCAUAAAGACAUCUGGUCUAAGGAGAAAACCUGUGACAGAUUGCCCAAGUUCAUGGUUAUAGGACCACAGAAAACAGGAACGACAGCACUUUAUCUUUUCCUGCUCAUGCAUCCCUCCAUCUCCAGUAAUUUCCCCAGUCCAAAGACUUACGAGGAGGUCCAGUUCUUCAACACUAACAACUACCAUAAAGGAAUUGACUGGUACAUGGAGUUUUUCCCUGUACCCUCUAAUAUUAGCACGGACUUCCUCUUUGAGAAAAGCGCUAACUACUUCCCCGCAGAGGAUUCCCCGCGGCGCGCUGCUGCCCUGCUGCCCAAGGCCAAGAUCAUCACCCUGCUCAUCAACCCCUCUGACAGAGCCUACAGCUGGUAUCAGCAUCAAAGAGCUCACGAGGACCAUGCAGCCCUGCGGUUCACCUUCUAUGAUGUCAUCAGCGCAAGACCGGGAGCACCAGCUGAGCUGCGCUCCCUGCAGAGCCGCUGCCUCAUCCCUGGCCUCUACUCCACACACCUAGAGAGAUGGCUUACUUACUACCCUGCUAAUCAGGUGAUGAUCAUAGAUGGCCAUCAGCUGAGAAACAACCCUGCGGCAGUGAUGGAUGAAGUCCAGAGGUUUCUGGGAGUCACUCCUCAUUUUAACUACUCUCAGGCCCUUACGUUUGACCCUCAGAAGGGCUUUUGGUGCCAGCUCCUUGAGGGAGGAAAGACAAAGUGUUUGGGAAAGAGUAAAGGGAGGAAGUACCCUUCCAUGGAGCCAGAGGCACGUGCAUAUCUCUCCAGGUACUACAGGGAACACAAUGUGGAGCUGUCAAAGCUGCUGCAUCGCCUCGGACAGCCCCUUCCCUCCUGGCUAAGAGAGGAGCUGCAGAAGAUAACCUUUGCAUCCAUGAACCAGGGUUAA
Messenger RNA from Scomber japonicus (chub mackerel), 2661 nucleotides. It is a transcript of the gene ndst3, whose product is annotated as N-deacetylase/N-sulfotransferase (heparan glucosaminyl) 3. The coding region runs from base 1 to 2661 and encodes 886 amino acids. The transcript has 14 exons. Gene Ontology annotation, molecular function: deacetylase activity; heparan sulfate N-sulfotransferase activity. Lineage: Eukaryota; Metazoa; Chordata; Actinopteri; Scombriformes; Scombridae. Gene Ontology annotation, cellular component: Golgi apparatus. The record is from RefSeq and is a predicted model, not a curated record.